CGGGAGCGGAGCUCCACUGCGCCCAGACCUCCGGCCAUCCCGGAAGUACCUGGCUCCAGCUCUACAACUCAUUAUUUCCAUUUCUUUGGGGUCAUUGCAAAUACAGAACUACCUGCUCCAGACUUCCACUUACAGCCUGGGUAGUCAAGGGUGCCCACCGUGGAGGCCACUUCUGGUGAGAAGCCGUCGAGACCUCCCACUCCACCACCCCCGGGGACCACAGCCCACCUGGCUCUCUCUACUAAACAGACUCCCAAAUAAGCUGAGGGUCUAAGAGGAAAUGGUAUAAAGUUUGCAAAAGAGAACGAGGCCAGCUAUGGAGAUCACGACCUUAGGAAAGGCAGGAGAGCCAGUAAAUGUGGAAGCAGGUGACACUGGGGAGUCCUGGUCCUCACCAAGUCCAUGGAUGUUCUCCAGAACCGGAACACACCAUGGCCAAGAGGGUGGCAGUGAUCGGAGCUGGUGUGAGUGGCCUGUCCUCCAUCAAAUGUUGCUUGGACGAGGGUCUGGAGCCCACUUGCUUUGAGAGAAGUGACGACAUUGGGGGACUAUGGAAGUUUACUGAAUCUCCCGAAGAUGGCAUGACCAGGGUCUACAGGUCAUUAGUGACAAAUGUCUGCAAGGAAAUGUCAUGUUACAGUGACUUCCCUUUCCAAGAAGAUUAUCCCAACUUCAUGAACCAAAGACAAUUUUGGGACUAUCUCCACAAAUUUGCCCAGCACUUUGACCUCCUGAAAUACAUUCACUUUAAGACCACUGUAUGCAGCGUGACGAAGCAUCCAGAAUUCUCUGAAACUGGCCAGUGGGAGGUCAUCACAGAGACCGAGGGCAAGCAGGAAAGGGCUGUCUUUGAUGCUGUCAUGGUUUGCACAGGACAUUUCCUGAGUCCCCGCUUCCCUUUAGAGUCCUUUCCUGGAAUCCACAAGUUUAAAGGCCAGAUCCUGCACAGUCAAGAGUAUAAGAUCCCAGAAGGCUUUCAGGACAAACGUGUCUUAGUGAUUGGUCUUGGGAACACUGGAGGAGACAUUGCUGUGGAGUUGAGUCGAACAGCCGCUCAGGUACUUCUCAGUACUAGAACUGGUGCCUGGGUUAUCAGCCGCUCCUCAUAUGGGGGCUACCCAUUAAAUAUGAUGAUCACAAGAAGAUUCUACACUUUGAUUCAACGAGUUCUUCCUUCAUGUUUCCUAAUGUGGAUUCAAGAGAGACAGAUGAAUAGAAGAUUAAAUCAUGAGAAUUAUGGAUUAAGUAUUACGAAAGGGAGGAAAACAAAAUUUGUGGUGAACGAUGAGCUGCCAACCUGUAUCCUCUGUGGGACAGUCACUAUGAAAAAUGGCGUGAGGGAGUUCACAGAAACCACGGCUGUCUUUGAAGACGGGACAGUGGAAGAAAAUAUUGAUGUUGUCAUCUUCACUACAGGAUAUACCUAUUCUUUUCCCUUUCUUGAAGAACCUCUCAAGAGCCUUUGUGUAAAGAAGAUGUUCCUAUACAAAUUGGUCUUUCCCUUGAACCUGGAGAGAGCGACCUUAGCCAUCAUUGGCUUUUUGAGCACCAAAGGGUCCAUCUUAGUAGGCACAGAGCUCCAAGCACGAUGGGCUACGAGAGUAUUCAAAGGACUCUGCGAAAUACCUCCAUCCCAGAAGCUGAUGGCAGAGGCGAUUAAAAAGGAGCAGCUCAUUAAAAGGGGUGUGAUUAAAGACACCAGUGAAGACAAACUCGAUUACAUUCCCUACAUGGACGACCUCGCUGCAAGCAUUGGCACAAAGCCCAGCAUACCAUUUCUGUUCCUCACAGACCCCAGACUUGCUUGGGAAGUUUUCUUUGGACCAUGCACCUCUUAUCAGUACCGCCUAGUGGGUCCUGGAAAAUGGGAAGGGGCCAGAAACGCCAUCCUGACUCAGUGGGACAGGACACUGAAACCUCUAAAAACGCGACUCCUUCCAGAACCCCCCAAAUCUGCCCCCACAUUGCAUACUUUAAAAGCUUGGGGUACACUGGUCCUAUUUGCCUCCCUUCUACUUAUAUAUAAAUCUUCAGUUUGUUUGAACUUGAUGCCAGGUAAACUAAGGACAGAAUUUUCUCUUAGUUAGAAUUUGGUAGGAGUGAAUUUGAUUGGUGAUGAGAUUUGCACAAGGUCAUAUUAAUUCUAUUUCUGGAAUCUUGUGCUUCCUUCCUCUUUGUCCUAAUUGCUGUUAUCCAAGUGCAGCCACCUCUUACCCGAAUCAGUAUAUCAGUAUACUGUCUUUCUUACCUCUCUUUCCUGUGCAUAUUGGACCCUGGUGUCUAUGCAACUGUUCUAAAAUAAAAAUAUGGUCAUUGUGUCCAUUAAGGUCAUGUUAGGAAUAAGAUGUCUCUAAAAUUAGGUAAUUUGUGAGAAAUAAUUAUUUGAUUAAUAAACGUUAUGUGAACAGAUUUGUCAGAGUGUAGGAAAACCAUAGGGAUAAUGAAAAGCCCUCAAACCAGGAACAAUGAGAUAUCUUUGCUAUUUAUGGACUUAAAGAGGCAAAAGAAAAAAGUAAUUACUAAAGAGAGAAUGAGAGAACUAUGUAGAUGGGGCCACGUAACAAGUGUGUGACCCUUGAUUGAACAAUAAAGCAGAGCAAUAUCCCAAAAGUAAAGAUCUGGGGAGUAACCUGUGUAACCUAAUUUUCCCUUCCCUCUGGUCCCCUGUCCUUUGUCAGUGCUCCCCUUGGAGGUCAAGUGCAAGGUCACUUGUGGAGGUUGAGCCUACAGGGCACAGAGUAGGGAAAAGAGGAAGUAGAGUUUGUACAAAGGGAGGGGCAGAUAAAAGGGAUCUGGAUCAGACAUUUCUCUUCCUGUUUAAAAUCCUAUAGGGUUUUGUUUCAUUUAGACAAAUAGUCUAGAUUCUUUUGCCUCAAGGGAAGCCUUCACUCAGACUGCCAGAACCUCCUAAGGGUUUAUUUUAGACUUAAAUAUUGGUAGUAGUACUUAAAAAGAGAAAUAUUGAAUAAUUCACAUGAAAUAUCUAUUACAAGUAUUUUCAAGCACAGAUUCUAUUUUUAAAAAGAAGACUAUUUUCCCUACCCGAGCCUUAUACAUUAAACAAGAUUUUGGCAAAAUUCA
Messenger RNA from Tupaia belangeri chinensis (Chinese tree shrew), 3081 nucleotides. RefSeq names its product flavin containing dimethylaniline monoxygenase 4 (gene FMO4). The record is from RefSeq and is a predicted model, not a curated record. NCBI's taxonomy places the organism in Eukaryota, Metazoa, Chordata, Mammalia, Scandentia, Tupaiidae. Bases 357 to 2087 code for a protein of 576 amino acids. Gene Ontology annotation, molecular function: N,N-dimethylaniline monooxygenase activity; NADP binding; flavin adenine dinucleotide binding. The transcript is spliced from 11 exons.